AUGGAGAUCUCGAAAAAUGAUCGAAUUAGCGAUUUACCAAAACACAUAAGGCAACACAUACUCUCCUUCUUACCUUACAAACAAGCCAUUGCAACAAGCUUAUUAUCGACAACUUGGAGGUUCGAUUGGUUCAACAUCGAAAACUCGUAUUUUCCCGAGUUGUGGAGAUCAUAUGAUCAAUACUACGACAACUUGACGACAUCGCAUAACCCCAUCUCGCGUUACCUACAUUUCCUUGAUAACACUCUUAGAAGAAUCAGGUACUUUUUAGGUGAUGAUCAACUAUCGAUCCCAAAUCUUAAGCUUCGAAUACAUCCAUUGUUGGCCGCGUUUAGUCCUGACAUUGCUGAAUUUCUACCUAGACUUAAGGUUAAGAAUUUAUCUCUUUCUAUCUUUUUGGAUUUUGAUUUUAAUAACUCGAAUGACUUUGUUAUAAGCUCUGUCUCGACACUGCCAAUGUUAUCGGAAUUAGAAAUUUAUAACAAUUACCUACCGUCAUCUAUCGUGCCUUGCCUAGCAGCCAUCGUUACGCGUCGUUUACAAAAACUGUCUCUUAUCUCAAUCACUAUCGAGCAAUCUAAGAUCGAUAAAGUGAUUGUGGGUUGUAAUUGUAUCGAGAGUUUAAGCUUUGAGCAAUGUGUUGGCCUCACAUAUCUUAACCUUGUUGGGGUUUCGAAGUUAACAGAACUCGUUCUUAAGUAUAAUAGUAACUUGGCAAGUGUUGUGAUGGAUGAUGGUGCAACAAAUUUUCGAUAUUUGGAGUAUGUUCCUAGUGAAUUAUUUGAUGAUGGGUUGCUAGUUUUGUCUAAUGUUGGCUCAUUAGAAGAGCGAGAUUUGAUGAGUUCUAAACUUCCAAUGGGAUGUGUGAAUUUUCGACUUUCCAAUUCGUGUAGUAUUAAGAAAUUAAAAAUUUCUUGUGAUAUUCUAGUACAAAAUGCAUUGUGUAUGAGUGAUCUUGAAAUUCUGAAUAUUGUGUGCCUUGAAAAGAGGCGGCUAGACUUACUUCGUCUAGAUUCGUGUAAACGUUUGACACACUUACAUAUAACAACUUCUUAUUCAAUGACUGAUGAAUGCCUGAACUCGAAUCUCUCAAGACUUGGUAACCUUAAGGUCUUAGAGAUUAAGUAUUGCGACGAAUUGAGGCAUGUGAAGAUUGCUCAAGAACAUCUAAAGACAUUGAUACUAUACAAUUGCAGAAGCUUGGAAUGUGUUGUGAUGGAUUGUCCCAACCUAUCUCACUUUAAAUAUGAAGGAUAUAUUGUUCUUGAUCUUGUUGGAAGGUCUAUAAUUAGUCCAUGUAGUUUCGUCGAGCUUGCUUGCUAUCGAUUCUCUAAGAUAGUGCAUGCCAAUUUACUAGCAGUGCUCAACAUAUUCGGAAAUUCCAAGCAUCUGACCUUACGAAACUUGAGAAUCGAGGUACUAAUUAUGUUCCUUAUCAAGGAGAAAUAUAUAUGA
Chenopodium quinoa (quinoa) is the source of this 1455-nucleotide messenger RNA. RefSeq names its product F-box/FBD/LRR-repeat protein At4g26340-like. The coding region runs from base 1 to 1455 and encodes 484 amino acids. The record is from RefSeq and is a predicted model, not a curated record. The transcript has a single exon. Lineage: Eukaryota; Viridiplantae; Streptophyta; Magnoliopsida; Caryophyllales; Amaranthaceae. Gene Ontology annotation, molecular function: protein binding.